This is a messenger RNA of Fonsecaea multimorphosa CBS 102226, 1779 nucleotides long. RefSeq lists its product as uncharacterized. The transcript is spliced from 5 exons. Gene Ontology annotation, biological process: mRNA processing. Gene Ontology annotation, cellular component: commitment complex; U2AF complex; nucleus. Bases 1 to 1779 code for a protein of 592 amino acids. Gene Ontology annotation, molecular function: pre-mRNA 3'-splice site binding; poly-pyrimidine tract binding. The record is from RefSeq and is a predicted model, not a curated record. NCBI's taxonomy places the organism in Eukaryota, Fungi, Ascomycota, Eurotiomycetes, Chaetothyriales, Herpotrichiellaceae.
AUGAACGGGGACAACUACUCCUCGAGAGACACGGGCCGCUCUAGAGAGCACCACGGUUCUCGAUACGACCGAGAUGAACGCAGAGACCGCGACCGGGAACGGAACCGGGAUCGCGGCGAGCGGAGGCGUUCAAGAUCUCCCCAUCACCGCUCAUCGCGACGCGAGUACGAAGCAGACUCUUAUUCUUCGAGUCGAGACUACCGGGCGCGCGAAAGGGAAGACAGACACGGCGGCGGCACCAGGCGAGAUGAUCGGGAUUGGGACAGAGACAGAGGCCCGAGACGCCGCGACGAGGACCGGCCACCCAGGAGAGACCGCGAUUUGUUCGAUGAUCGCAGAGGAGGAGGCAAUCGCGACCGUGAUCGGACCGGGCGAGAAGACCGCGACGAGUUCGCUGCGCAAGCCCGCGGCCGCAAGAACAGUCCUCCGCCCAAGAAGAGGGAGCCCACCCCCGAUCUGACAGACAUCGUUCCAAUAUUGGAGCGCAAGAGGAGGAUGACGCAGUGGGAUAUUAAACCGCCGGGCUACGAGAACGUCACGGCCGAGCAAGCAAAGAUGUCCGGCAUGUUCCCACUGCCAGGCGCCCCUCGACAACAGCAGAUGGACCCAAGCCGGUUACAAGCCUUCAUGAAUCAACCCUCUGGCGGCGCGACCUCUACUGCGUUACGGCCCUCUAAUGCGCGCCAGUCACGGCGGUUGUUCGUCCACAACCUGCCGGCAUCCGUCACCGAGGAAAGCCUGUUGGCUUUCUUCAACCUCCAGCUCAACGGUCUGAAUGUCGUCAAAGGCAACGAUCCGUGCGCCCAAGCAAACAUCGCCGAGGAUAGGAGCUUCGCGCUGGUGGAGUUCAAGCAGCCUUCUGAUGCGACAGUCGCAUUGGCCAUGGAUGGAAUCACCAUGGAAGAGCACCAUUCAGAGCUGAACGGCAAUGGGACUGCGACUCCCAAGGGGCUGGAGAUUCGACGGCCCAAGGAUUACAUCGUCCCAUCAGCGGACGAGGAUGCAUACACAGAUGGCGAGAUCUCCACCGAGGUUCCCGACACUGCAAAUAAACUAGCCAUCACCAAUCUCCCGCCGUUCUUGACAGAUGAUCAGGUCAUUGAGUUGCUCAAAGCAUUCGGAGAACUACGAGCAUUUGUACUAGUGCGGGAUAGUGAUGCGCAGGAAUCAAGAGGCAUCGCUUUCUGUGAAUAUGCAGAUCCGUCCGUCGCUGCCGUUGCAAUUGAGGGGCUCAAUGGCAUGGACCUGGCCGGCAACGCCAUCAAAGUCACCCGUGCCAGUAUUGGAUACACACAAGCUGCUGGGCUUGAAAUGGGCGUUAAUGCCAUGUCCAUGUUCGCCGGAACCACGGCUGAAAACUUGGAGGACGGACGAGUCCUACAACUAUUGAACAUGGUCACGCCCGAGGAACUUAUUGACAAUGAUGAUUAUGAAGAAAUCUGCGAAGAUGUAAUGGAAGAAUGCCAAAAGUACGGCACGAUCCUGGCUAUGAAGAUCCCGCGUCCAUCCAUGGGAAGUCGGCAGUCGGCCGGCGUGGGCAAGAUCUUUAUCAAGUACGAAGAGCCCGAAUCUGCGAAGAAGGCCCUGCAAGCACUUGCCGGACGCAAGUUUGCCGACAGGACCGUUGUGACUACGUAUUUCGACGAGGUAUGCUAUUCUCUGUCAUUUCUCAUGGUGGAGAAGCCAGUGCUAACCGACGGUGAACUUGUAGGCGAGUUUCGAUGUAAAUGCUUGGUGAUCCUGCCCCUAGCUCCGUACUCAACCAUGAUCCAACCAUAG